This is a messenger RNA of Xenopus laevis (African clawed frog), 2298 nucleotides long. It is a transcript of the gene gs17.S, whose product is annotated as gastrula-specific protein 17-like. The transcript has 3 exons. The record is from RefSeq and is a predicted model, not a curated record. NCBI's taxonomy places the organism in Eukaryota, Metazoa, Chordata, Amphibia, Anura, Pipidae. The coding region runs from base 89 to 601 and encodes 170 amino acids.
AUACAGUUGUUGUGUCCCACUCUCAGGUGUCAAAGGUCCCCUGGCCCCUCCCCUUUAGGCGAUUCAUAAACCAGGUGAAACAACCCGUAUGGAUCAGAACACAGAGCAGAGGCUGAGAAGCAGCAGGAUAAAAGAGAUGUCCCAGAAUUUGGAUACCCAGGCGUUGGCUGGAUGCGGAGGUCCUCAUAAUGCCAGUCCAACUUCAAGACACCGGUCCCCAAAGGUUUGGAAUUCAACACAAACUUCCCUUGAUAGGGGGCCUUCACAGAGACGUAGAAGUCCUACCCCAGAUCAGAACAUGAACCCCAACAGGUGCCGGCAGCCAUGGAAAGACUGGUCUCCAGGCAGGUGGCAACUGUUUCAAAACCAGAGGCGAAGUUGGGGAUGGAGCCCUACAUCCCCAACGUUUGCCCCUCGAUAUAACAGCAGUACAGAACCCAAACCAUUCUUCAGAGAACCAAGAGGCGGCAUCAAACAGGUGCACGGUAAUCACCAGACAGCAAGAGACAUCAGUCAUUAUUACAGUCCAUCCAUGAUAAAGGACCCGUGGGCAGAAUUGAAAGCUGAGGGCACUAAAGAAGCAGCAGAGGCCCAAUACUGAUAGACUACCAUCUGCUUGAACCAACAUCAAACCUGUACUCAUGCUCCAUGCAAGGGCCUGGGGACACCAAGGGUAGUGUAUUUGUACUAUUAUCUACCUUCUGUGAAGGCUGGCACAAUAUGGGCACUUAUAAGGCAUGAUUUAUUCCUACUGGGUAUAAGUAGAAGCCAAUCAAGUCAAACUACAAGAUCUGGACACAAUCCAUUGAAUUGCCUCUCUCGCUACAUCUCUAGAUUUCACUGUCCAAGCCUUCCAGAGAAUGGAUAGCCAAAUAUUUUCUGGUCAUGUAACCGAAUCUCAUAGCGGGCCUUUACAGAAGAACAAAUCAGCCAUUAUGGGUCAAUCGGAAUCAAGGAUGAGUAGGAAAUCUUCUCCCAAAUGCUUUCUGUCUCAAUUGCUUAUGCAAAAAUAUAGCCCUAUGUAUGGUUUUACCAGUUUUAAUUUUAAAUCAAACCUAACAAACAGCUGCAUGCUUAUUGUUUAUAUAAAGGCUUGACCGAGGGUGCAGAUAGGCCCAAAAGGUUGCACGAUUGCUGCAAGGGUAUGACCCAUUUUUGUCAGGCCCGUUAUAAAGCUUCCAUUGCGUUGGUGGGAAAUAUUUCAUUUGACUGCACUGCAGAAAUGUUCAUUAUUGGGGAUUGAUCCGACCAUACUGUGGGACUGCACAGACCUGGUAAGCCAGAACACAAGCCCACACCGACAUUUCAAGGUGAUUUCCCCUUUAAACAAUGGCUGCCAUUUUAAAUUCGUUGUUUUUUUCCAAAAUCCCAGAAAUAUUGAUAUUUUUGCCUUAUAUGUUCUAAAAAAAAAAAGUCUCCAUAACCAAUACAAAUAAAAUGGGGGGCAGCCUUGUCUAGUUCCAUUGUAUUUUUGUACUGGGGGAGAGAGAAUACCAUUAACUCUUAUAGACUUGGUUUUAUGGGCUCAAACCCACACAAUUUUAGAAUUAGAAUAUGUAUUAGAACCCUGCUUAAGGAAUACUGUUGUAUAAUGAGUGGUUAAAAACUUGUUGUCAUAACUUGUAUACUACUUGAGUUAUAAAUUUAUGACUAUUAGUACCCUCUACACUAUUACAAAAAAAAUUAGAAAAUUUAUUAGGACAUAAAAACCUAACGCGUUUCGGCACUUACUCAUAGGCUGAAUGGCACACCCCUGUACACGUGUUAUAAAGGGGCUGUAGCCAAUCACAAAACAGCAAACACGUUACCACUUUGUUACAAUUUGUAAGAUUCCACCUAGUGGUCAAAAGUGCUAAUUAUUACAAACCUGCAAAAAUCAGUAAUACAAACGUACACCUCAACAACAAAAAAAAAAAUCAUGUGGUGGUAACAUGUGUUUGCUGUUUUGUGAUUGGCUACAGCCCCUUUAUAACACGUGUACAGGGGUGUGCCAUUCAGCCUAUCAGUAAGUGCCCCAAUAGGCACGAAACGCGUUAGGUUUUCAUGUCCUAAUACAUUUUCUUUAUUAUUGCAUUUUUUUUGUAAUAGCGUUUUGGAUUUGCACCUUGGGACUGGGGGGAACUGUGAGUAAAUCCUCUAUAAUUAAUUUAAUAAUUUAGAUUUUGUAUUUUUGACUUAUUAUUUGAGUAGUACCGUACAUACAUUCUUUCUAUGUGGCAUUAGCACAAACCUUGUUAUUAUAUUAGUACCCUCUCCCUUGUUUAUUACAAAACUGAAAAUAAAGAAUAUACAAAACUA